UAUCUGUAUCUUUUGUAAUGUAUUUGCUGUCGCGUUUGGGAUUGUGGUGUCUGCUCUUUGCAUUCGUUGUCGGUCAGAAGAGCAACGCAAGGUCAUCACAAGGUCAAGGACGCACUUUGGGCUUAUUAUCGCCGCUGCUUUUCGGCUCAGGUGGAUCUUUAUUCGAUGUUCCUGUUGCUCCUGUGGGCACUCUAAGCGGAGGAGGUGUUUCUGCAGCUGGCGGUGGAGCUGGCACCCAGUCGGAUCAGUUCUACGGCGGAGCAGGAGGAGGAGUAUAUGGCAAUGGAUAUGGCAGUGGAUAUGGCAGUGGAUAUGGCAGUGGAUAUGGCAAUCUCUAUGGUUACAGACCCAACUACGGCUAUGGCUAUCCUGGCUUAGGAUUAGGCUAUCCAGGUCUGGCUCAGAGCUAUUUCGGCUAUCCAGGCUAUGGCUUAAACUACUACAGACCCAGUUAUAAUUAUAACUAUCAAAGGCCCGUGCAAUAUCCUGGAAAUUACUACGGCUCAAGGCCCAACUAUGGCAACUAUGGAGCUAGUCCAUCCUAUAGUUCCCCUCAGAGUGCGGGUAUUUCAAAUGGCAUUUCACCUGGAGUCUCAGCUGGCGUUUCACCUGGCGGCUCACCUGGCUCACAACUCAGCACAGCUCAAGCUGCUCAGCUGGCAGGACUCUUGGGCCAGGCUCUUGGUAGCAGCCUACGCCCCUUGGUGGCCAAUGGAAGGGGCGUGGCAGCGGGUGGAGCCGGCAAUCAGCAAGCGUUAAGUGGUCUAUUGGGAUUGCUAGGUUAAAAAAACCAUUGCAAACAAUUCAAGUUAACAAUUCCUAGUUUUUUUGGCAUAUAGUUUAGAAUUAUUUAAAUUAAGAUAAUUACUCAGCACCAAAAUAAUGAAAUAAGUACAAUAGUACCUAAGUCGAAAAUUAUAAGAGUAUGCAUAACAAUAUCAUAGUAUUUUUAA
Messenger RNA from Drosophila innubila, 953 nucleotides. RefSeq names its product pupal cuticle protein Edg-91. NCBI's taxonomy places the organism in Eukaryota, Metazoa, Arthropoda, Insecta, Diptera, Drosophilidae. The record is from RefSeq and is a predicted model, not a curated record. The transcript is spliced from 2 exons. The coding region runs from base 18 to 785 and encodes 255 amino acids.